GUCGGGGAACGCGGAGGGAGAGCAGCGGCUGCGGGCGGCGGGGGAAGGGGAGCAGGAAAGCAACGGGUGGCGGUGGCGAGCGGCUCGGCUCGGUAUCGCUGCUGCCACCGCGGUGCGUGUUUCCAUGUUGUUUGGUGCAUGAUUUAGAGGAGAGGAGGAGUUGGCAGCGGCGGGUGUCAGCGGUAGGGAGCGGAGAUCCGCGCCAUCAGCGGCCCUACCUCUUUCUCCUCGCCGCUGUGUAGUACCGAGGCAGCUGCCUGCCGCUUGCCCUGCGGCGCCGGGCGGGACUCCCGAGCGAAGAGCGCCUGUGCCCCCAGGGCCGGUGCGGCGGCGGGGUGCGUGUGUGAGAGUGUGCGUGCGAUUUUAGGGGGGUGGGGGUUGUGUCUGAACCAGUUAGGAAGAAUGACUCUGGAGUCCAUCAUGGCGUGCUGCCUGAGUGAGGAAGCCAAGGAAGCCCGGCGGAUCAACGACGAGAUCGAGCGGCAGCUGCGUCGGGACAAGCGGGACGCCCGCCGGGAGCUGAAGCUGCUGCUGCUGGGGACAGGAGAGAGUGGCAAAAGCACAUUUAUCAAGCAGAUGAGAAUCAUUCAUGGAUCAGGUUACUCUGAUGAAGACAAAAGAGGCUUUACGAAACUGGUGUACCAGAAUAUAUUUACAGCAAUGCAGGCCAUGAUCAGAGCCAUGGAUACUCUCAAAAUCCCAUACAAGCAUGAACAUAACAAGGCUCAUGCACAGUUAGUUCGAGAAGUCGAUGUAGAGAAGGUGUCAACUUUUGAGAAUCCUUAUGUAGAUGCAAUAAGAAGCUUAUGGAGUGACCCUGGAAUUCAGGAGUGUUAUGAUAGACGACGGGAGUAUCAGUUGUCAGAUUCAACUAAAUACUAUCUUAAUGACUUGGAUCGCAUAGCAGAUUCCACCUACCUGCCAACUCAGCAAGAUGUGCUCAGAGUUCGAGUCCCAACAACAGGGAUCAUUGAAUAUCCAUUCGACUUACAAAGUGUCAUUUUCAGAAUGGUGGAUGUAGGAGGCCAACGAUCAGAAAGAAGAAAAUGGAUACAUUGCUUCGAAAACGUCACAUCUAUCAUGUUCCUAGUAGCUCUUAGUGAAUAUGACCAAGUGCUUGUGGAGUCAGAUAAUGAGAAUCGAAUGGAAGAAAGCAAAGCACUCUUUAGGACAAUUAUCACAUAUCCAUGGUUCCAGAACUCUUCAGUCAUUCUGUUCUUAAAUAAAAAAGAUCUCUUAGAGGAGAAAAUUAUGUAUUCCCACCUAGUUGAUUAUUUUCCAGAGUAUGAUGGACCACAACGGGAUGCACAAGCGGCACGAGAGUUCAUCCUGAAGAUGUUUGUAGACCUGAACCCAGACAGUGACAAAAUUAUAUACUCCCACUUCACAUGCGCUACAGACACAGAGAAUAUCCGCUUCGUCUUUGCUGCUGUCAAGGACACAAUCCUACAGUUAAACCUGAAGGAGUACAAUCUGGUCUAACUGUGUCUAGGAGGCCCUCCGAAACGACGUUUGUGUGAUUGAAGAUAUACAAGAGGGACUGUAUUAUCUGUGAAAACAAUUUGCAUAAUACUAAUUUAUUGCUGGCCUGGACUCUGUGAAUGUCCACAGAGUUUGUAGUUAAUAUUAUGAUUUUAAUUUAAACUAUAUGGAGGAAAAACAAAAGAUGCUGAAGUACAUUCACGGCACAUUCCUCAUUUUUUAGGCAAAACCUUGUGACUCAAUGUGUUUUAAAUUCUCAGUCAUACAUUAUAAAGAAUAGCAGGUUUUGCUAAUGAUGCAAAAUCAAGCUGGUUUCCUCUUUCCCUGACCCUUUCUCUCUCCCUCUUUCCUCUCCCUCUUAUCUUUUACAAGGUACAGUGGCCUUUUUUUUUUCCCUGCAUUCCUAGGUGGAAUAUUUUCUGUUGAAUUAUUUGGUCAGGAAAAUACUAUCAUAUGAAUUGAAAUCAUCAGUCAUUCUAAUUUUAUAGUAUGUACUUUAUCUGAAGGAUCAAAAGUACUGAUACUGUGAUUUUUAAAUUCUUGACAGGGGUGUCUUAAUUCUGUCUUCAGUUUUGGGACUAGAAUAUUUGAAUUGCAAAAUAGGAUUACAGUUAUCUAAGAUACUAAAUUUAACCAUAUUUUCACAGUUCAGAAAGAUGCAUAGGAGACAGUAAUGACAUAAUUAAGACACACCUGGGAUGUAUAUGUGUAGUAUGUUAGAAUCUUUUUGUUUGCCAUGUGCCAUUUCUUUUUCUUCUUUGAUUCACAAAUGCCAAAUAGAAAUGUCAUAGACACUACAUCUUCCCCAGUGGCUACAGCCUGAAACAGUGGGGUGAUUUGUUGGGGUUUUUUUUUCAGUUGUGUGGGGUUUUUUUCUUAAGUUAGAACUUUUUUAAGUGUUCUUUUUCCACAAUAGAAAAAUUACUUUUAUUGUUUAAUGUUGCCAAAUCUGGCUUUUUAUAAAAACAAUACUCUUGAAACAUAAGAUACAGAUUGAAAUGCCAAACUGAUGGGUUGGGAACUGACCUGAUUGAGUCAACUGCCAAAUGAUAAACAAACAUAGUUUCAGCUCUCAUGUUCCCUCUUUUAGAAGUUGUUCUAUUUUCUAAUGCCAAAACCAAAAGUGUGAGUGAAUAUGCUACAAGGUGCACCAUGCACAUCCGUGUGGUCUACUAAUUUAAAGACAGUUUAAAUCCUUAUGUCAGGUAUGACAUGAGAUUGUUUUAUUUAAUAAUAUCAAGGCACCUUUAGCUGUAUAACAAGAAAUCACUGAUGAGAAAUCACAUUCAGGAUCCUUUCUUGAUAAGGUUGCAUGUUAACUAACUGAUUUGCAGACAUUUGAUGGGCUUUCAUGCAAAAUAGCCUCUCUCAACAUUCUUUAGAAAAGAUUUAUUAACGUAAAUGAAACAAAAUCAGUCUUGAAAUUUAAAUGUGCAAUUUUCUUAACAACAAAAAGUGCAGCACACAGUGAGUGAUGAUCCUUUAUUCUGCAGCUUAGAUUGAAAGGUGUUUUUUGACCAGGUGCGCACGAUUGCUAGCAAGCAAUAGAAAACUCGAAGCUCAGACAUAUAAUUGGGUUGAUUAUCUGCUAUGACAAGUAGCACUAGAGUGCACUUAACACAGAAGUUGCUGCCUCAUAGCAGCAGAUGGGAGGUGGAAAAAAGAAUGGCUUAUUAAUCAAUCACCGAAGUUGAACAAUAAAUACUAAUGAGACCUUUUUUAAUCCUUAAUCCUCCCAAAUCUAAACCAACAAUAAUAAGAACAGUUGUUAUUUUUUGCUCCCUCUUAAAACACCUUGUAAUUUAAAACUGGUUGUAGGUAUAGUGCAAUUAUGAAUGCUAUAAUCAUUGUACAUACAUCUAUAUAUAUAUAUGGUGGCAUCCAUAUUGGCUUUGUAAUCAUUAAUUUUCGGCAAAUUGAAUGUGCUGUAUUGAUAUGUAUCUAUGUAAUUGUAUGUCUUAUAGCUAAUUCACAUUUUAAAUAAUGUUAUUUUAUUUACUUUUUUAAGAGAGAAGAAUGUAAAUUUUGUCAGUUUAUUUCUGACUAGGGAUUUGUUGUUGUUUUUUAUUUACAAAAAAAAAACUAUAGUAGAGAGCGGUACUAGCAUCGUGCUGUAUAAAAUCAUUUGCACAUUCCUGAGUAGAACUAAAUUGAAGACACCAAGUCA
This is a messenger RNA of Neopsephotus bourkii (Bourke's parrot), 3649 nucleotides long. RefSeq names its product guanine nucleotide-binding protein G(q) subunit alpha. The transcript is spliced from 7 exons. Gene Ontology annotation, molecular function: GTPase activity; G-protein beta/gamma-subunit complex binding; G protein-coupled receptor binding. Gene Ontology annotation, biological process: phospholipase C-activating dopamine receptor signaling pathway; adenylate cyclase-modulating G protein-coupled receptor signaling pathway; action potential. Gene Ontology annotation, cellular component: heterotrimeric G-protein complex. Lineage: Eukaryota; Metazoa; Chordata; Aves; Psittaciformes; Psittacidae. The record is from RefSeq and is a predicted model, not a curated record. Bases 403 to 1482 code for a protein of 359 amino acids.